This is a messenger RNA of Amblyraja radiata (thorny skate), 1977 nucleotides long. RefSeq names its product septin-4-like. Gene Ontology annotation, molecular function: GTP binding. Lineage: Eukaryota; Metazoa; Chordata; Chondrichthyes; Rajiformes; Rajidae. The coding region runs from base 74 to 1171 and encodes 365 amino acids. The transcript has 11 exons. The record is from RefSeq and is a predicted model, not a curated record.
UGAGCGCGUUGCAGCAGGGGAGAGACGUCUGCGGGGACAGGGACCGAAGGAGAGACGGAGGGAAACUUGCAACAUGGAUCCCACAAAGGAAUAUGUAGGAUUUGGCAAUCUGCCCAACCAGCUCCAUCGCAAAUCGGUGAAGAAGGGCUUCGAUUUUACCCUCAUGGUCGCAGGGGAAUCCGGACUGGGGAAAUCAACACUCAUCGACAGCCUUUUCGUGACUGACCUUUACAAAGAACGAUGUAUUCCAGAUGCCGUGGAGAGGAUUGUAAAAACUAUGACGAUUACCAAACACGCGGUGGACAUCGAAGAACGCGGAGUCAGGGUGAAACUCACCAUCGUGGACACACCAGGAUUCGGUGACGCAGUCGAUAAUUCCGACUGCUGGCAACCUAUCGUGGCUUACAUCGAUGAACAAUUCGAACGUUAUUUCCAGGAUGAGUGUGGCCUCAAUCGCAAGAACAUCCAGGAUCAUAGGGUCCAUUGCCUCCUUUACUUCCUCUCCCCUCUAGGCCAUGGCGUCAGGCCUCUGGACCUAGAAUUCCUGAGGGCCGUACACGAGAAGGUGAACGUCAUCCCCGUCAUCGCCAAGGCCGACAUGCUCACCCCCCCAGAGGUUGAGAGAGCCAAGCAGAAGAUUCGGGAAGAAAUCAAAGAACAGGGGAUUCAAGUCUACCAGUUCCCCGAGUGCGACUCGGACGAGGAGGAAGAAUUUAAACAGCAGUACCAGGAGUUGACGGACUGCACCCCGUUUGCAGUGGUGGGAAGCAGCACACUGAUCGAGAGUCAGGGGAGACGUGUCCGUGGGAGACUCUACCCGUGGGGAGUCGUUGAAGUGGAGAACCCUAGGCACUGUGACUUCAGCAAACUGCGGACAGUUCUCAUCCAGAGCCACCUCCCUGACCUGAAGGAGGUGACGCAGGAUGUGCACUACGAGAAUUUCCGGGCCCGCUGCCUCAGGACCCUGGGCCGCGGGGGCGGUCGUGAGCGCGGACGCAACAAGAUCUCCCGCCAAAGCAUGUCCGAUGUGUCCAUCGCAAUGUUGCCCGUGUCUGAGACUGAGAUACUGCUUCAGGAGAAGGAGGAAGAGUUACGACGGAUGCAAGAAAUGCUGCAGAAAAUGCAGCUCCAGAUGCAGCAGAAACAAGGAGACCAGUCGGACACCCUGUGAACAAUCGUGGGUCCUGGGACAGAUCCCCCAGCGCACGGCUGUACUGGCUGUAUCCACGAUGACGUUUAUCCAGAUCCCUCACGAACCUAUUUUACACCAUAUCCCUGAUUAUUCCCAUUGACGUAAUCCAACUCCGAGUGACCCCCUGCCUAACACCAUGUCACUGACUUUAUCCCCAUUGACUUUAAUCCUGUCAAUGACUGUGACCCUGCUAUUAAUACAGCAACCUAACACCAUCCGUGACCCGUCGCCCCUAGCAGUUAUUGAUUGUAUCCCUGAUGUUAAUCCAGCUACCUUAUAUCAUCCCUCAGAGACCCCUCAAACCCAGCACCGUGUUACUGACUGUAUUCUUCUUCUUCCUGCGUAUGGCGUGCACAGCUUAAAGUUGUAGGACAACUUGUUCUAUUUAACUUACUUGAUUGUGCACGCCAGGCUGAUUGCAUUCGUCGAAACAGGGCGGACCUCAUGACGAUUGCAAUAUCCCACCCCACUGACUGUUUUUCAGCUGAUGUUAAUUUACCUCUAUCUCUGACCCUGCCCCCCUAGCAUCCAGCAACUAAUUCUAUCCUCCGACAUUAAUCCAGCUCUCACAUCGUCUUUCAGCGACCCCUAUCCCCCAGCGUCCUUUCAUUGAAUAUAUCCCCGCUGAUGUUAUUCCAGUCCUUCACUGUUUCAGCGACCCUCUCCCCGAGUGCUGUCAGUGACUGUAUCCCUGCUAAUGUUAAUCCUCUCCCCCAGCAUCCUGUGUCACUGACUGUAUACCUACGAUAUCUGUUUUUUCAUAUCAGUUAGUUUUGUGAAUUACU